This is a messenger RNA of Glycine soja, 917 nucleotides long. RefSeq lists its product as uncharacterized. The record is from RefSeq and is a predicted model, not a curated record. The transcript is spliced from 3 exons. The coding region runs from base 124 to 747 and encodes 207 amino acids. NCBI's taxonomy places the organism in Eukaryota, Viridiplantae, Streptophyta, Magnoliopsida, Fabales, Fabaceae.
AAACCGGCCUCAUGCUUAUGUCGUCUCCACCUCUUUUAUUCAUCCCUUCCUUUCACUUCUCCUUCAAACCACAAUCCCAAUCCCAAACCAAUAGCAAACAAACCAAACACGACAUAAACGCAAAUGCUAACUCCGACCACCGGAGUACCGAAGCCCCGGCCGCGAUCUGGCCGGACGCCGCUUCAGCUCAAGAACACACCUGCCGAUCCCAUUCAUCCUUCCGCGAAGCCCAAGCCCAAGCCGUAUUUCGAGAUUUCAUUGAUCGACAAAGAGAACAAUCCGGUUUCCGCCGUCGCGGUUCUGGUGGCGCAGCCGCCGGAGACGUCGCUGGCGGAGGAGCUCAGCGCGGUCAAGAAGAAGCUGGAGAGAAUGAAAGCGGACAAAGAAAAAACGGAGAAAAUGCUGAACGAGAAACACGCAAUACUGGACGCGAAGAUGAAGGAGAUGGAAGAGCGAGGUGAGAUUCAGAAGAACCUCGAGAUCGAGGUUGACCGGUUGUUCCGGUUGAAGGAACUCAAGUAUCGCUGCAUGAGAGUUUCUCCGAUGAGAACGCUUAGGGAGAAGGAACAAGGAAAGAUCGUGAACGAAGCGCCAUCGCAAUCGGAGGUGAAAACGGAGGAAACAGUGGCGUCGGAAUCUGAAUCGGAAUCGGAAUCGGAAUCUGUUGGAGGCGAAUGGCAAGUUCUGCAGAGUCCAGGUUCAGCUUGUUCACAAACUCAUACUCCACAUACAAAAUCAGAUAGUUGAAACUGAGUAUCUUGAUGGAAUUUUCCAUACAUAAUUGCUCGUUAUGUUUGUUUUUUUCUUUAAAAAAGUAUGUAAAUUUCACAUUGCAAUUAAUUUGUACCUUUAUUUCAUUAUUAUUACUAUUUCUUGUUAAGAAAGAAAAUGGCUCAAAGUAUUAUAUUGCCGAUAAA